GUUGAAAAAUUCGAAGAUCGGAAUUAAACCUUUCCUCCUGCUGCUAGUCAUCGUAAACCCCGAAUCCCCAGAAGCCUCUAAUAAACGGGCUAAGAAAGAAAGAGCUGCUGCUGCUGCUGCUGCUUUCUGCCUUCCUGUGUUUGGGAGCCGAAUCAAAAUCGAAGGAAGGGAAGCGACGGGGAAAGCCACAAUGGGCAAAGCAGAGAACGAGCGACUCAAUCAAGCUCUAACUACGUACCUCAACACCAUCCAUGAAACCUUACAGGUUCCUUUUCCCUCCUUUCUUUCCUCGAAUCAGAUUUCAUGUCAAUUAUGUGAUUAUCGACUGGGUAGGUUCGUUCUGAUCAGUGAACAUUUGAUCGCGUUUGGAAGGUGUUGGAUCAAACACCAGGUUCUUCUUUGGACAAAGUUACCUGGAAUGAGGUUGUGAAAAUGGGCGACAAAGUCUACUGGCAAGCUACCGUUGGUAGGUACUCCCAUGCAUUUUCCCGCAAACAAAGGGGCUCAUAUUUUCUGUUGAGGCUCUCUGUUCAUUCUUUCUUUCUUUUCGGCUUUCCAUUGGCAGUCUUAUGCACUAAGUGAUGCUAUGUAUUCCGUAGCAGUGAUUAUGGGUAGCAUCAGCAGAGAUGUCUGCUGUUAGUUUUAUAAUUAAGAUAAUGGUUUACUGUCACUAACAGAUCCACUGUGAUGUCAACUAAGAGCAAUCACCCGGUUGCUUUUUGGGUUUCUUCAGGAUGAUAUCACCCAUUGUUCUGAUAUUCAAAUGCUGUAACUGAUAGUGUUUCCAUGACAAUGGUUUCAGUUGGGAUGCUUUGGACAGGGGAAAAGCCUGAAGCUAAAGCAGUCCAGGAGAACAUGGCGACUUUUUUCAAUACCUUACAAGGGUUCCUUCUACUGUCUCAUGGAAGCAGAGUCGGGGCAGGGCCUACUCUUUCUUCCAGCAUAUAUGCAUCAGUAAAGCAAGUUGUUGAUUCCAGUUUUAGGUUGAUGAUGGAAACCGUUACUUCUUAUGGUAAAGUCUCCAUCCCUCCCUCGUGUCUCUAGAUAACAUCUGGGGGUGCAGUUCCCACAGCUAGUAUGGGAGUGGACAGCCUACUUUUAGUUGAAUGAGUCGAAAUCUUUGUGAACUCUUGUGGAAUAAAAUGCAAUCCUUAUUGGUUCCACCCUUUCGUCCAAGGGCAUAUAUGGUAUCUGUUCAAGCUCAAUGUUCAUUGAAUAUAACGGAUCCUAAGAAGUGUAAGGUUUAAACAGUGGUCUUACGGACUUUAUUAUGGUGUUCUUGAAUUGAUAGGAUUAUGUCUGAAAGAAGAAAUAGGCUCCUAUUUGCAUGUUCUUUGGUUUCUUUUAUAUUGGAAAGUAAGAUAGGCAAUGGAAACUGAGGCAGUUUUAUGAUAGAUGUAAUUUGAUUUGAAAUACUUAGGGAUAAUUCUCUUAAAAAGCAUCAAAAUUGAUUAUAGCUCGAGGAUGUAUCAAAUUUAGCCAAGAAUAAGUUUUUGCAGAAAAGCAAUAUGAUAACUUUUGAAUAAGAAUAAGGCUCAUUCAUUAUUGACUAUAUCAAAAUGAUUGCUUCCCCGAACUUGCUUAUUUGGUUUUUGUCUGUUUGGUCAGUGUUCUUACUAAGUAAUCAAUAAAUUCAUCUCUGCUACUUUCUCUUACAAUGAAAUCGAAAAAAUUCCAGGAUCUUGUACCAAAGACCUGAAGCUCUUAGUUCCACAGCUGGUUGGUGCUGUAUGGGAAGCCUGUUCUGCAUUGAAGAAGACACCUUCAACUAAUAUCACAGCUAUUGGACGGGCUUUGACACAAGUUGCUGUGUCAAUGAAGGAUGUUCUUCGUGAGAUGAAAGAACUGAAGCCCGAAUCAGGCAAUCUCACUGUCACUGAAGAUGCUGAAGCAGAAGGCGGGACCCAAGAAGAGGAAGACGAUGGUAGCUUAAGUGAUGGCGGCAAUCUAGGGAAUGACUUGUCACCUGAAGAGAUGAAAAUUGCUGAAUCUGCAACAGGAGUCGUGUCCAAUGCACUUGUUUUCAUAAAGGAACUAGUCCGGACCAUCACUGGCUUGAUCAAACUGGAAAAGCCUGAUGAUAGUGGCAACUUUGUGGAUGCUUUGGAGAAGCUGUUGACGCUUUGUCAAGGGAUGGGAGAGCAGAUUGAUGAAUUGGGAGCCUGUCUUUACCCUCCCCAGGAGCUUCCUGUAAUGAAAACCGCUUUGGAUAAGAUAUCGAAGCAGGUUGAUGAAGGUCGGAAGGAAGUGGAAACUUUGAACUGCUCUGCUGAGGCAUUCUUCCAGGGCUGUAAUAGUUUGAAGAUAUCGAUUAGAUUAAUGGAGACAGAACUUGAUUCCUCGAUGACUGCUGUUAUAGAAGCCAAAAUGCAGAGUAUCAGUGUAGACAAUUAAAGGGGUAGGGUAUGGGGUUUCGUCAGUAGGAUCAUUCGCUUACUUACGGUAGUACUGUAGGAGGACUGUUACGUUCAUGUUCAUUUCUACUGCGUGCUACUUUGUCCAGAUUACUGUUCUUUUAUUUGGAUGUUUUUUCCUUUGUGUUAAUACAUUACGGAUUUUGUG
Molecule: messenger RNA, 2562 nt
Organism: Linum trigynum
Lineage: Eukaryota; Viridiplantae; Streptophyta; Magnoliopsida; Malpighiales; Linaceae
Source: the annotation of a GenBank genome assembly